Messenger RNA from Elaeis guineensis (African oil palm), 1875 nucleotides. RefSeq lists its product as uncharacterized. The record is from RefSeq and is a predicted model, not a curated record. Lineage: Eukaryota; Viridiplantae; Streptophyta; Magnoliopsida; Arecales; Arecaceae. Gene Ontology annotation, molecular function: DNA binding; zinc ion binding.
AAAAAAAUUUCCCACUCAAAAAACGCCCGCAUCACGAGGCCUGCCCCGCGAAGCGAGGCUCAUCGCAGUAGAUUUCGUAUUUCGGAGAGGGCUGGCAGCCGCUCGCAAACCCAUCGCCGAGUCCGACGCAAAAAAGAAAACAUAGCGGAGUACGCCGGAAAACUAUGGAACAGCAGAAAUCAAGGAACUCCAAGUAUCCUGGUGCAUAUGCAGUACAAUGCAGUAAAUGUUUCAAAUUCAGGCUAAUUCCAACAAAAGAAGAAUUUGAGACUAUUAGACACAACUUCAUUGAGGAUCCCUGGUUCUGCAACAAAAAUCCUAAUGUUUCUUGUGAUGAUCCUGGUGAUAUAGAGCAAGAUGGAACUCAAAUAUGGGUUGCUGAUAAGCCAAAUGUACCUAAGGCUCCCCCUAAUACUGAAAGAAUGCUGACCAUGAGGAAGGAUUUAUCCAAACUGGAUUGCCACUAUACCAUGCCCAAUGGGAAGAGAGUCAGGAGCACUGUGGAGGUGGAGAAGUUUUUGGAAGCCUAUCCAGAAUAUAGAGAUCAAUUUUCUGUAUCAAGCUUUAGUUUUACAUCCCCAAAGAUAAUGGAAGAGUUUGUACCUAGAAAUUUGGAGGGGAGAGAAUCAGCCAAGAGUAUGAAACUGAAGACAGAGAUCCCAGAGGACAACUUUGGGAGUAAUUCUAAAGGGAAAGCAUUAGAAAGGAUUAAGAAACUCAAGAUGGAAGGUUCACAGAACAAUUUGGAGAGAAAUUCUUCGGUGCAAGCUUUGGCCAUAAUAGAGAAGCCCAAGACAGAAGGCUUAGAGGACUAUUUUGAGGGGAAAGCUUCAGCAAUAGUUGAGAAGCCAAAGACACAAAGUUCAGACAACUCUGAAGGUGAAUCUUUAGCAAUAGUUGUGAAGCAGAAAACAGAAAGUUCAGAAGACAAUUCUGAGGAGAAAGUUUUAACAAUAACAGAGAAACAACAAACAGGAAGUUCGGAGGACAACUUUGAGGAGAAAGCUUUAGCAAUAGUUGAGAAGGCAGAUAUAGAAAGUUUGAAGGACAAUUCUGAGGAUUUUCGCAUGGAAAGCUACAUUAGCUCUUUUUCAGAGGAAGCUUCGGAAGCUUGAGAUUGUCAAAUGGUACAAAUGGGCUUACCCUCACAUCUAUUUGCUGCGGUGUGGCGUACAAAGAAUUACUCUUCCUAGUUGUUGUGGAACUUGUUGCACCGAAACAUGAGUCUAGUGAUCUAGAGACAAGGAAGGCAUUGGUUGAUCUACUACAGUGGAAAAUGAAGCGUUGAUCUACAUACAAAAACAAGAGCAAAGAAGUUGAUUGUAGCUGAUCCAGCAAGAGCCCUCCAAUGCUCAACUUAAACAAAAUUUUGGGGAAUAUGAUAUGCAGAAAGACCAAGGAGAAGAGGAAGUAGACAGCUUGCAACUUCAUCCUUGAACUCUUUUUAUGGAUAAAGAGUCUGUGUCGCACUGAGGUUGGGCUCUAGAUUUCAGAGUCCGAUGAGCAGCUGAUCCCUGAUUUUCCCCAUGUGGAUUGGUCCAAAAAUAUGGGUUCAAUUGAAACUCGUAAAGUCCGAUGAGAAGCUGAUUCCUGAUUUUCCUUAUCUGGAUUGGUCCCAAAAUAUCAGUUCAACUGAAACUGAUUCCCUACUUUGCCACAUCCGGUUGGCUGGUUUGAUUUUGGCUACAUCAAAAACUAUCUAUUGCAGCAGCAACAUUUUGAGCUCUUAUCAAAUUAGGAUUAGUUCCUAAUCUAGAUUCUGAGUGUAUAUUGGAUUCUAGUCCUGGAAGCAUCAAUUUCCUUGCCUUGUCUAAGUCGAUCUCUAGUUUCCUAAUAUGAUGCUGCUCACCACUUGUCUCAAUCAGUUAGGGAUAG